CAAUCCCGGUGGGGACACAGUCUAGACUAGGGUAUAUAAAAUUCUCUUACACCGUGCUUCAGACUCGCGCAGAAUGGUCACGAUCCCCGAGGAAGUUCGUCCGCAACAUGAUGUCCGAGAAUUUCUUACACUGCAGUGCAGAAUUUCGUUCAGAAUCAGAAUUGUUCACAACAAAUCAUGGUUGCCAAUAGAAGCCAUGCGAACCAGGCCCAUCAGGCAUGACUGUCAUAAUUGCGUUUUGCAACUUAACUGUUUUAGAACUUAGGGCAAAACCUUCAGAAAUCAUUGUAUUGAAUGAUUGAAGAUACUUUGUACCAAAGGUCUUGGACGGAGCUGGAAACAAAGGCAUUUGAAAAUAAUUUGCUUCUUGUUUCGAGUCAACGUCAUUUUGUGAAUGACUUUAAGAUACUUUUUAGAUUUAAGUGAAAAUGCUAUGAAUUAUUGAAGACGCAGCCAUUUCAAAUGUAUAGACUUGUUUAUAUUCCCAUAUACUGUGUUAUCACUUUUCGUUGCAUUGUCAUUUAAUGUCAGUAAGCAUGUAAUUCACUGAAAUGGCAGAGAGAGGGGCUCAUUUAACACAAACUGCUGUUCCCAAACCAUCAAUUUUUGAGGUAGUUGCCCAACAAAGUCUGUCUAAUACAAUACAGCCAGCAUUGCAAAAAAUAAUAGAGUUUUUAGGGUCUUUGAAUCCAGAAAGAUAUGGCUGGCUAGAAAAAUGGUUUGAUGAGCUGUAUUUGAGCUUAAAUUUUCUCCUGCAGAACCAUUAUUUAUCACACCAUGAUGGUUCUUUUUCUGAAAUAUUUUAUGGUCUUUGCCGAGUAUCUGUGCACUUUGGCAAAGAAGGUGAAUUGAAAAGAAGGGGACAAUUGCUAUCAUUGCUUCAGUUGGUAUUUUUACCAUAUGUUUGGCAGAAAAUUGAAAAAAUUGUACAGAAGUUGCAAGAUGAUUAUGCUUAUGGAACAUCCUCUCGUAGAACAAGAAAACAGUUGAUGAGCUAUUUUAUAUUGAAGUCAUACAAAUUUGGCAGUAUGGCCUGGGAAUUUUCAAUUUUAUAUUAUUAUCUAGCUUAUUUAGCUGGCAAAUCUAAGUCACAUUCCCCACUCUUUAGUCUCUUUGGUUUGGCUUUGCAAUAUGCAGAGGCAGAAGAUGAGAUGACAACUACUUGGGAAGCAGUUUCUAACAAAAAUAGAUGGUUUUCACCAAAGAAUCUUGGCCAGGGCUUUCUUCGCUUUCUUGAAGUGGGUGCCUUUGGUCUCCAGUUUCUUCAGUGGUGGCAGGCUGAACAACACACUACAAACAUGACAGAUCUCCCAGUGCCUCCCCCUCCAACCCAGGAUAAGGAGGAGCUACACUUGAAAAGAUUGUGCCCCAUUUGUCGCAAAUCUUGGAGGAUAGAAACACUAUUGCCAGUAUCUGGUUUUGUGUUUUGUUUUCGUUGUAUUAUGCAAUAUGUUCAGGAACACAGGGCUUGUCCAGUGACAGGAUACCCAGCCUCCACUAAAGACUUAGUGAGAUUGUAUAAGUGAAAAUCCAUGGAGAAACUUCCGGUGGACUAUAAUAGGACACCAAUGUGCCUUUUACUUUCAUUAGAAUUAAUGCAAUGGAUUUCUGGUUCAUAUUAUAAUUGUCUUGCAACUUUUUAUUGUGAGAAAAAUGAACGAAUGUAUGCAUUUUUAAAUACAGUUAGUGGUAAGUUAUUGACUAAGAAUUGUGAUAU
This is a messenger RNA of Gryllus bimaculatus (two-spotted cricket), 1717 nucleotides long. The record is from the annotation of a GenBank genome assembly. Lineage: Eukaryota; Metazoa; Arthropoda; Insecta; Orthoptera; Gryllidae.